Molecule: messenger RNA, 303 nt
Organism: Cokeromyces recurvatus
Lineage: Eukaryota; Fungi; Mucoromycota; Mucoromycetes; Mucorales; Mucoraceae
Exons: 2
Coding region: 1-303 (100 amino acids)
Molecular function (GO): protein binding
Source: RefSeq, a predicted model, not a curated record
AUGACAGCUGUUUUCGCGAAACAAGAACGCUGGGAUCGUGUUUUAUUUUAUGCAAAGAAAGCAAAUGAGAUUGACCCUAAAAAUACAAAAUCAAAAUUUAGAAUGGGUCAAGCUUAUUUAAGAAUGGAAAAUAUUGAAUCAGCAAAGAGUCUCCUUGAAGAAGUGUUGAAACAAAAUCCCGAUGAUGGUCUCGUUAAACAAGAAUUGAAUAAAGUUCAAAUUGCCAAGAAGCAAAUGGAUGAUAAAGAAAAGAUGAUUUAUAGAGCUAUGAUGAGUAGGCUUGCACAACAAGAAAAGAAAUAA